UACCACUACGUUCAUCAAAUGGGCCAAAGACGCGGGAUUGUAGACCGAAAGCAGGAUUACCCGGUGUUCGUUGUACAUAUGCUGUGGAUAAUGCUUCUAUAAUGUUGGAUUACCAGCAAUAGGGAUAGAUUGUGGAGGAACUAAGGAGAGGUGCUUAGACUCGAGUGUAGGUGAGCCAGGACCGGGGAAUGGCAAGCAUACGGGUUUUAUUAGAAGCAUUUGGUGAUGCUGGCCGUCCUCUUUCGAAGUCCCCGGAUGUAACCUCAGCUACCAACCUCGUCCGACUGUGUUAUUUCGUGGUGCUUAUCAGUUAUGCAUUGUGUGCCGGAGAUGAGGAGUGUUUGGGUAACACUACACGUGUAUAUCGUCAGCUAGCCAAGAACAUCAAGUGUUACGAGUGUUCAACGCUGAAGGGCGACAAAUUCUGUGCCGACCCUUUCAACGCAUCACAUCCGAAUGCACAAGCAAAGAACUGUGAAGGAGCCUGUGCUAAGUGGGUCAGAAUCCCAAAGCAAGGCGCUGUUCAUUACAUCCGGACUUGCUCUGCCACGCUCAAUAUGCAGAUGCAUGUCUCUCUGGUUUGUAUGAAGGAAUCGCGGCCUGGGGACGGCCAUCUUUGCUUCUGCAAGUCGAAGAAAUGUAACGGCGCCACCCGGCCUAGUGCGGACUAUUUCGGGACGGCUAUGGUCGUUAUAAUCGCCUUGUUAACCUUAUUGUUCAAUAAUAGAAAGACGUUAGACGGUAUUGAGGAUUUUGUCCAAUGUUUAAACCAGGAUGCAUCAAAACCCCACGCUCAAAGUCGAAAGAAGAAUCAGUGGUUAGACUCCGAGACAAAAUGGCCGACUGGUAAAACCGAGCAGGUGAUAUGCCCGGAUGUAAAUAGACUGUGGUCAUUGCAGAGAUCCGCCGAUAACUGUGUGGAAUCAACAUCUUCCGCGCCUUCUCUAGAUGCGUUAUACAAUGAUGGUGGUCACCAUGGUGUCAAAAAACGUGACCUCAACUACGCCGCUUUGGAACCAAACAUCCGGGAACCCGAUCCUAGAUGCACUGGGCUACAGACGCUUUCAGCGAGGGGGCCUUACUUAUUGCAUCAAUCCAAGUCUUCGCUUCAAUUAAGAACUUCAGGAUAUAGUUCAAUGUAGUCAAUUUGAAUAUUCUAUGGAGGUUUUCUGGCUUUUCUCACGUUAAAAUUAUGCAUUAUAUGUGUCUUCGGAAUCUGAGAGUAGAUACGUUGUCUACCUUUUCUUAUAGAUAUAUGCUCACCUUAAUAAAACGAAUUAUUUUCAAGGAAUAAUGUCCAAGUGUUGAGUAUAUCAAAACACGGGACAACGUGCCAAAUGUGACGAAGCAGGGAAUAGAUAUGACGUCAACAAUAAUGAAGAUGACGUCAGAAACACAUAUCGUGGAAUCUCACGAUAACACAUUGCCUUGUCCUCUGAUAUUGGAUAUCGGUAGUGGAAUGAAUGAAGAGGAAGUGUGGCGUCAUAGAAGAAGAGAACCGACAAAGAAGAAGAGAGAACCUCACGUUGGAUUAGUACCGAUUCACUCCCCAGAUGGCAGGGCAAAAUGCAGAUGACCAUGGUUGCCAAUUUGGACCAAUGUGUGCACGUACUUUAUUUGCAUUCCAGGCCACAAAUCAAGCUCGCCGAUUGGCUGGAAAGUGUUCACAGAAGUAGGCUUGGCCGCGGACUCAUUUCGUCCUGGCAUCUCUCGAAUAGAUCGGGUACUAAUCCCAAUUCGAGAUAGAAUGUGUGGCAUGCAAUUUAUAUCAUGUCUUUUUUAUAUAUAUCAAACGACUAGUAUAUCAUCACUGUUUAACUGUUUCAACUUUUCUCCGAAUAUCAAGUUUUGGUUCGUUCUUAGGCAUGGUCAUAAUCACACAAUGGAACAGAAGGGCGGCUAAUAACUUGAACAGUCAAUCGAGAAAUAAAGUGGUACAACCAAUCUUUAUUCUUUGAUGUAAUUGGCCCAGCAAAUUAUGCAUAGCGGCCGAAAAGAAGAUAAUCUAAAAGCGACUAAAGUUUGUUUGUAUUUAAGUGACCAAAGAGUUCUCACAAGUAGUUUUCUGUUCAAGGCUAUUUGUGUCACGUUAAGGCAAGAUUUCCUGCUGAUUAGUAUUAAUGAAAACUGCUUCUACGACAAUAUCAAACUGAGAUGAAAAUAUGCAAUAAUAUGUAUUCAAUUGAACUAUUUGAUUGCCGGAAGCUGCGCUUUCCAGCCUUCUUUUUAUUUUGGAUUCACAUAAGCCCGUUCCGUUUUUCCCCAACUUACUUGUGGGUACGGUGUAUCAUAACAUACAGACCAUAGUGAGAGGCAUAACUGCUGCCAUCUUUACAAAAGUAGGUAGAUAAUGACGUGUUUCGUUCAUUGCAUUACAGACUAGAUUCCUCAUUUUAGUGAGCGGUUUCGAUAACAGUCACCAGUCACAACCCAAAUCCCGGUAUCAAUAGAAAAUCUUCCAUGUGAGGAAUGUUAAGACGACAUUAUGCAAUUAUUCUUGGCCCAAUUCAUUUCUCCCUUCCCGCAAUCUGUAAACAGGUUAAACUGUGUGACGUCAUUAGAUAGAGUGUAAUUAGCUCUGAAAUUCAAAAUUUUGUCACAACUUAAUUGCAGCCCAUAAAUCUGUGAGAUAUGUUCAAAGUGUACAUAGUGUAAAUAUACAAUCGAAUAGAUGUAGGUGUCGGGCAAUUUUGGCAAACACCGACGCCUCUGACCCCUAUAUCGAGUAGUUCGAAAACCAACAUGUUAUAAGGAAUGGUUCGUGCCUAAAGCCCGAGGACAGCCAGUAGGAUACUUAGUAUUUAAGAGAUCACGAGGCCAAGUUUUCUUGCCUUUUUUAUUUGUGCUGAAAAUCAAUAUUCUCUUCUCAAAUUUCGUGUAUUGUUUUCCAAGGACAAAACUCGGUAAUUCAUCAGUGAAGCAUACGCCGUAUCCAUAUAGCAAAGUGAUGAAAACUCAGUCAAAGUCUGUGGUACGAAAUUGUCACGCUUUAUACUGUGUGUACUACUGAUACAGCAGCAAAGAGUAAACAUCAACGAAACGACACGUGCAAAAAGUAGCUUUAAACAAGUGACGUAUAUAGAUGAUGCGUUUGCGUAGGUUUUCACAAUGUAUUUUCACAAGUCGAACCUCCAUUGAUGAUAUGCCGAGCUUGAUAGUCGAGGUAGUAAUUAUCAUUUUAGAUUAAUCGCCGUUAGACCGUUAGACCUUCUAAUGGUUGUGAGUAGGGUAGAUCACUUUCUGAACUUUUCCGACUUUUACCGAACAGUCGUCGGUAAUCCUCGGUAAAUACAUUGUUGAAAUUUGUUGCCUUAUGAAAUUGUUAAUUCAUUAUAAAUCUAACACAUGUACAUUUUUGCUAUUAAUUACAUUUUCUAUGCACAAUGGUCUUUCUUGUACAGUGUCAUAUAAUAUUAUAUGAAUUGUUCAUAAUGUAAGAUAGUAAUGUUGUUCCACUGCAUGCCAUGAGUAGAGAGGUCGCGUAGCCCCCUCAGAAAGAGAGCAGCUUUCUGUUAUGAAAUUGGUACCAGCGAUCAAGCGAAGGUCUUACCAACCCAAUACACAGAAGAAUUCUGAACAGGUCACCCUAAAGGCGUUCACAAGAAUUUCUACCAAUAGUCCAAAAGAUAAAAUGCCCUUCUGUUUCCGAAAGAAUGAAAUCUAAAAUUACUAAAAGGAAGUUGAAUCAUGGGGUGUACACUGAUAAUAAAACCAAAAUGCUUUACCUUUCGAGGAAGUGGAGCUAGCUCGUCAUCAUACUGAUAACCUGAUUCGACAAUCACGAAUCCGCAAUGAAGGAUGCUUCAUCCUGUCAUAAGUUCUCUCUUUCAGGGAGCAUGCGCGACUUGGUAUGCAGUGAUUGCUUGCACUGCACCAGUGCAAUUUUACCAAUAAACACGAAUGAUUAUAGGAGUUUUGUUACCUGCAUGGCAAUCAAGUCGAUCCCCAAAGGAUCUGUCACGAGGUAUCCACGGAAAUCAGAACAAAUGGUACGUAUGAAGGUCAUUAGUCUCUGUACCUACGCACCUUAAUCUGUCACCGAACGCCUUAUCCAGGGGGACACGUCUGGUUCAUGCAGUUGUUUCUUGACAUUUAUUGACAAACCUCAAUUUGUUUAUUCUGCGAUUUUGAAUUACUAUGACUUAAACAGCAUCCUCAUUACAACCGUUCUAAAGACAUAAAAGGGGUAUGUUGCAUAUUCCCGCAUCAUACUUGACAUGGGGCAUGUCAAUCUAUUCUCAAGCCGGAAAGUAACGCUAACCACAGUAGAAGCGGCAAUCAAAACAUGACUUUCAUAUUUGGAACAAAAAAUAAUCGCGGCUCAUUCCAAAGAGUGUUGUUUUAUCAGUCUCGUUAAAAAAGGUGCGCAGUGCUAAUAGUGCUUUUUGGUCAAUAGUAUCUACGAUUUUACCAAGGUUUUGAAAUCACGAUCCAAAGUGGAUUGUAUAUCAAGAUAAAAAUGUGCCAGUCUGUUAUUGCCACCUAGUUUCGGCCAUCAGCAAGUUAAACAAACUUCUUGGUUUUGUAUUUACAACACUUUCGCAUCUAGUUAACUCAUCACAAUUUUUCAUGAACAUUUAGUAUCAGAGAUAUGACAUGCCUAUUUCACAAAGGGGAUCUUCAUCGACCGCAUCAAGGACCUAGUCAGGUUGGACAUUGUUAUGAUACACUUCAUGAUAUGCUUCAUGAUACACUGUCUUAGGCCUCCAGGAGGCCAUCUCGAGUAGGCAUGGCAUGUCACUGAUUCAAAGUAGAACGGGUCUUUAAAUGCACAGAAUGCAGGAGAACAAAAUUCAAUCUUGUCCUCAGUUGAAUGAAUAUUGUCAUUUUUACAAACUAAACUAUAUAAUCACGACCCAUACUCCUUAUCUAGACAUUCCCCUAGCUCCCUUCCGUUUGGCUGUUUCAAAACUGGGUUGUUACACACAUUGACUUUAUUCUAAUGUUCAGUUCCAUACAGGUUAUUAUUUGGGAAUGUUGUUAAGCCUAUUUUGCUACUUUUGCAUUUAAAACUAUGAAAUAAAACAAACCAAUAAAUAAUCAUUUUCUAGAUCGAAA
Lineus longissimus is the source of this 5058-nucleotide messenger RNA. RefSeq lists its product as uncharacterized. NCBI's taxonomy places the organism in Eukaryota, Metazoa, Nemertea, Pilidiophora, Heteronemertea, Lineidae. Gene Ontology annotation, biological process: regulation of synaptic transmission, cholinergic; positive regulation of voltage-gated potassium channel activity; sleep. Bases 189 to 1142 code for a protein of 317 amino acids. The transcript has 7 exons. The record is from RefSeq and is a predicted model, not a curated record.